This is a messenger RNA of Melanaphis sacchari, 8255 nucleotides long. It is a transcript of the gene Ca-alpha1T, whose product is annotated as voltage-dependent T-type calcium channel subunit alpha-1G. Gene Ontology annotation, molecular function: voltage-gated sodium channel activity; low voltage-gated calcium channel activity. The transcript is spliced from 37 exons. The record is from RefSeq and is a predicted model, not a curated record. The coding region runs from base 362 to 7123 and encodes 2253 amino acids. Lineage: Eukaryota; Metazoa; Arthropoda; Insecta; Hemiptera; Aphididae. Gene Ontology annotation, cellular component: voltage-gated calcium channel complex; voltage-gated sodium channel complex; plasma membrane. Gene Ontology annotation, biological process: calcium ion import; sodium ion transmembrane transport; membrane depolarization during action potential.
GUGUCGUCGACGAACGACGGUUUCGUCGUCUCGCAUUCAAAUUCUCGUCCUCUUCCCCCGACCACCCGCCGACCGCAAUCUCAAACCCGCACAUCUCUUCCUCGAGUCGCGGAAAUAUAUACGUAGUAUAAUACUGUUUUUUUUUUUUUAAUUUUAAUUUUUUUUUAUUUCCGAUCGUAUAUUUUAAUCUCGCAUAAUUAUUAUUGUACCUAAUAUCACCGUGUUCGCUUUUGAUAAUAUAAUCGUUCACGCUCGUCGCGAUAUUAACAGUUCGCCGCGUGUUUCUCGUCGAUAUUGUUCUCGUGAAUGGAUUACGCGGAGACAACAGCAUUUUGAGUACUUCUAUUGAAAUAUAUAUGCGAUGAGGCGUUCAACAGCCGGUGGUGUGGAGGAAUGUGUUUACCGACGAACUAGUUGCAACCAUGGUUUGUUGGCCAGAAGCAGCUCGGACUCGGAUUUGGCCGUAGUAACGACGGGAUAUCCUGGCAGCCUGGACGUCGAGGCUUACGAGGAUGAGGAAGAGGAAGAAGAGGACAGUGAGGACUCCGAAGACGAUAGGGAUGACGACGAUGACUGUUUGGGAGCGGAACACAAUCAGCAAGAAGAGCUACCGUAUCCAGGAUUCGUUUCCAUAUCGAUGAAAUACCUGGAUCAGAAGUCUAGGCCCCGAAAUUGGUGUUUGGCCAUGAUCACUAACCCGUGGUUUGAGAGAGCAAGUAUGUUAGUUAUAUUGCUGAAUUGUGUUACUUUGGGUAUGUAUCAACCAUGUGUGGACGAUCAAUGCAUAUCUAGAAGAUGCAGAAUUCUACAAGUGUUCGACGAUUUCAUAUUCGCAUUCUUUUCGCUAGAAAUGAUCGUGAAAAUGAUCGCAAUGGGAGCAUAUGGUCCCUGUACUUACCUCGCAGAUUCCUGGAACAGAUUAGAUUUUUUCAUCGUGAUCGCAGGUGCUUUGGAGUACUGUUUGAACGUGGAGAACAUCAAUUUCUCUGCUAUACGAACUAUAAGGGUUCUGAGGCCGCUUAGAGCUAUCAACAGAAUUCCAAGUAUGCGUAUAUUGGUCAUGUUGCUUUUGGACACUUUGCCAAUGUUGGGUAAUGUGCUACUGUUGUGUUUCUUCGUGUUCUUCAUAUUCGGUAUCAUUGGAGUGCAGCUAUGGGAAGGCAUACUUCGACAAAGGUGUUUCUUAAAACCACUACCAAAUGUCACUUAUCCCAAGAUGUUACCGGCAUACUAUACGCUGAACGACGAAGAAAAGGAUUACAUUUGUUCGAAAAAUGACGACAACGGCAUGCACUCAUGUUUCGACUUGCCACCCACGCGUGGUCAUGAUGCAAUGAUUUGCAAUGCCACGGCCAACAUGGCACUCGCUAACGGUUCGUGUGUCAAUUGGAAUUACUACUACACGGAGUGUAAGUCUCAGGGCGAGAAUCCGUUCCAGGGGACUAUAUCGUUCGACAAUAUCGGCCUGGCCUGGGUAGCCAUAUUCGUUGUCAUCAGCUUGGAAGGAUGGGUAGAUAUAAUGUAUUACGUCCAAGAUGCUCAUUCAUUCUGGGACUGGAUAUAUUUCGUGCUGCUCAUUGUGAUCGGAUCAUUUUUCAUGAUAAACUUAUGUUUAGUGGUCAUAGCCACACAAUUUUCCGAGACAAAAAAACGGGAAAUGGAAAGAAUGAAAAUGGAACGAGCUCGUUUCCACUCGACCAGCACACUGACCUCGUCGACAAACAACUCCGAGCCAUCGUCCUGUUACGCCCAAAUGGUGAAGUACGUCGCUCAUCUGUGGAGGCGAGGUAAGCGGAAACUGAUCAAAAAGUAUCGGGUAUGGAUGCUGCGACGACAAACCGAAAGGGAGGAGAAGGCGCAGCGGCAGAACGCCACCACCGUCGCGCUCCUAUCGCUCAACACUAAUAACAACGACAAAAACGUUAAUUUUUUAGAAACAAACGAUAAUAAGUACGGAAAUGGUGCAAGGAAUGGUGAUGAAGAAUCGUCUCAGCCAAUGCUCCGGUUUAUGGAUAACGCUCAAAUCGAUUCGAGCGGGAACCUCCUAAGUCCGGGGUCGACAUCCAGCAACGGCGGAAUCGUGUCAAGGAGACGGAGUGUCGUGGUGGCUUUCAGCGACGAACUAAUUACUAGAAGUGGUCCCACCACUACCGCCGCCGCCGCCGCUGCCGCCGCCGCCGCCGCCACCGCGGUCCCGGCAAACUUCGCACUUUGUUCGACCGAGAAGACGACGCAGACGGUCGAAGGGACAGCGUGGAACACAUCUUCCUCCACCAGUACCACCAUAGUAGCACUGAAUAACGCCGUGGCCGAUCCCGAGGACCAGGACAUGACGUGUCAGGAACUCUUAGCGAUCAGCGGUGCCCUGUCGGCAGCCUUGCCCACCGGACAAUCAGCUCUGUCGUCUCUGCUUAAGGCACUCGGCAAGACUGGGGGUUCCACCGUGGCGAACAUAGUCCAAAACGUGAAUCGCACCACCAACAACAGCAACAUACAUAACAAUAACAACAACAGCCAUAGAAACAACAAUAGGACGAAACGUCAUGCGCUCAUGGACAGACAAUCGGACGGUGAACUGAUGAUGGACAAUGACCAUUUGGAGAGUAAAAACAAAGCGUGCCUCACCGACGCGAUGGGUUGCCUGCAGAUUUAUUGUCUGGUGGGUUGUUCCCUGUUGAGAGAGUGUAUAAAGCUCCUUGUCAACCACAGACGGUUCCAGCAGUGUAUUUUGUUAGCAAUACUUAUCAACACGCUCAGCAUGGGCAUAGAGUACCACAAUCAGCCUACCGAGCUUACUGUAAUUGUGGAAUAUAGCAAUAUUGUUUUUUCUGCAAUAUUUGCCGCCGAGAUGUUUUUGAAGGUAAUCGCCGAGGGACCAUGCGGUUACAUCAGUAAUGGUUUCAACGUAUUCGACGGAAUCAUUGUCAUAUUAAGUAUAGUGGAAUUGACUCAGUCGUUCGAAAACACUAGUGGACAGCGGGAAGGCAAUUCGGGGCUAAGUGUACUGAGAACAUUUAGACUACUAAGAAUAUUGAAACUUGUUCGAUUUAUGCCGAACUUACGUCGUCAACUGUUUGUCAUGCUCCGUACCAUGGAUAAUGUUGCAGUGUUUUUUUCACUCCUAAUUUUGUUUAUCUUCAUAUUCAGUAUACUGGGCAUGAACUUAUUCGGAUGUAAAUUCUGUAGCCGAAAGAAUGAUGGAACAGGGGAUGAUGUAGCGUGCGACAGAAAGAAUUUUGAUUCGUUGUUGUGGGCGUUAGUCACGGUGUUUCAGAUUCUAACGCAAGAAGACUGGAAUAUAGUGUUGUUUAACGGGAUGGAAAAAACGAGUCAUUGGGCUGCUCUUUAUUUCGUGACGCUGAUGACUUUCGGCAAUUACGUGUUGUUCAAUUUACUGGUAGCAAUUUUGGUUGAAGGAUUUUCUUCAGAGCGUAAUGAACGCAGAGAAAGAGAACGACGGGAGCUCGAGAGGCAACAACAGUCAUCGUGGUGCAAAUGCACCUGUUCGUGUUAUGGUGAUGACAAAGGGGAUUGCGAAAUGUGUACAGACAAAAAAAGUCUAAAUGGAAAACCAAGUACUGAAUUGAAAAUUGAAAAUCCAAACAAAGAAAUUAUAACCAAUAAAUGUAAUACGCACAGAGAUACUUCAUUAGUAAUUGCUCCACCUCCUCCGAUAAUCACACAUACAGCGGCUACACCACAAGACUCGCCAAAUGCCGCUUAUGAAUCAAGAGAUUUUCGGCGGUUUCAGUCUCUAACACCGUAUACGUUUUUGCCGUUUGACACAAAUGGAAGCGGAUUUUCAAUUGAUUCGAUUGACUGCUCAGUGCGUUCGUCAACAAAUAGCUUGCAGAGUGUUUCUAAGUUUCCUAAAAUCAACAACAGAACUCCGCAGAUCGCCAGUCCACAAAAGUUAGUAGUGAAUCAAAGUUUUGAAACUAUACCGGAAGACAUUUCUUAUAGUGGAGAAAAUGGUGAAAAACUUCAAAGACGAUAUUCGUGGAAAAUCUCGAGACCCUCGUUGAGGCGAAAGUCAAAAUUUAGUAACGUAGAAUGUGAAAGUGACGACCAAGGUAUACUGGUUUUGAACAACAAUAGCCAUUCAGUAAACUCAGGAGGUGGACAAGACCAUUCUCAAUGUAAUGGCGGCGUUUCCAAAAGUCCAUCGCCAAAUUUCCGUGCCGCGAACAAUAUGUUAUCCGAAUACAAUACUACUGAAAGGUCUCCAUCCACUGUACAGCAGAGCACAGUCAAUUACGUUCUGGCCGGUUGUCAGUACAAUUGCUGUCAGCCGUGUGACACGGAAGGGUGUGCAGGGCCGGCGGACGACAAGGCGUCUGAACCGUGUUGCGACUGUGACGCUGAGUCUAGCGCGGCAAAAGUAAACGUCCGUAAGGUGUUCUAUUUCUUCGAGGAAAAGGGUUGGCUCAAGGACCGAGCCGAAUAUUCGCUGUACAUAUUUCCGCCGGAACACAGUUUCAGACAAUCAUGUAGAAAAUUCAUCAAGCAAAAAUGGUUCGACAACGCAGUGCUUACUUUUAUAGCAUUGAACUGCAUUACAUUGGCCAUGGAGAGACCGAACAUACCGCCAGACAGCAACGAGAGGACGUUUUUGGGUACGGCCAAUUACGUUUUCACCGUGGUGUUUGCGCUCGAGAUGUUUGUCAAAGUCGUAGCUGCAAGCAUGUUCUAUGGCAGUGAACCAUAUUUCAAGUCUGGUUGGAACAUCAUGGACGGAUUACUCGUAGUAGUAUCCAUUAUAGAUUUGCUCAUGUCAUUGAUCUCCGAAAGCAGCCCAAAAAUAUUUGGAAUACUGAGGGUGUUUAGACUGUUGAGAUCGCUGAGGCCGUUGAGAGUGAUCAACAGAGCUCCAGGCCUAAAAUUAGUUGUACAAACGUUGCUGUCAUCGUUGAGGCCAAUAGGCAACAUUGUACUGAUUUGUUGUACAUUUUUCAUAAUUUUCGGUAUUUUAGGAGUUCAACUUUUCAAAGGGACAUUUUUUCACUGUGAGGGCCCUAACAUUAAACACGUGCGUGACAAAAAGGAAUGCCUAGCUGACAAAAAAAACACAUGGGUCAAUCAAAAAUAUAAUUUCGACGAUCUGGGCAAGGCUUUAAUGUCUUUAUUCGUGCUGUCAUCCAGAGACGGUUGGGUGAAUAUCAUGUACACGGGUCUGGACGCCGUGGGAGUUGAUCAACAACCGAUCGAAAACUAUUCGGAAUGGCGACUUUUGUAUUUUAUAUCGUUCAUACUGCUCGUCGGGUUUUUCGUGCUUAACAUGUUCGUUGGCGUGGUGGUGGAAAACUUUCACAGAUGCCGGGAAGAACAGGAAAAAGAAGAGCGAGUCCGGCGACUGGCCAAACGGGCAAAACAAAUGGAAAAAAAGCGGAGAAAAAUGCACGAACCACCGUACUAUAGAGAUUACAGCAGCGCCAGACUAUUGGUGCACAGCGUAGUCACGUCUAAGUAUUUCGAUUUGGCCAUCGCUGCUGUUAUUGGUCUUAACGUGGUCACGAUGGCACUAGAAUUUUACAUGAUGCCUAAAGCGUUGACUUACGCAUUGAAAAUAUUCAAUUAUUUUUUCACCGCCGUGUUCAUACUAGAGUGCGUGAUGAAAAUGCUGGCACUGGGACUUCAGCUCUAUGUGAAAGACAAAUGGAAUAUAUUGGACAUCGGCAUCGUCAUAUUGUCCAUAGUGGGUAUCACGUUGGAAGAAUUAGAAUCCAAAAUCAUACCGAUCAAUCCGACCAUCAUCCGAGUGAUGAGAGUGAUGAGGAUCGCUAGAGUUUUAAAGUUACUGAAAAUGGCUAAAGGAAUAAGAGCUCUUUUGGAUACUGUGAUGCAAGCAUUACCUCAAGUGGGAAAUUUAGGACUCUUGUUUUUUCUAUUGUUCUUCAUAUUCGCCGCAUUGGGCGUGGAGUUAUUUGGAAGACUUGAGUGCAGCGACGAGCAUACGUGCCAAGGCCUGGGAGAACACGCUCACUUUGGAAACUUCGGCAUGGCGUUCCUGACGCUGUUUCGGGUAGCCACUGGGGACAACUGGAAUGGCAUCAUGAAGGACGCACUCCGCGAAGACUGUGACAACGCGGCAGAUUGCGUGAAAAACUGUUGCGUAGCCGACGGCAUAGCGCCCAUGUUCUUCGUCAUAUUUGUGCUAAUGGCGCAGUUCGUGUUGGUCAACGUAGUGGUCGCUGUUCUCAUGAAACAUCUCGAAGAAUCUCACAAACAAAUGGAAGACGAGAUGGACAUGGAAGAUCAAUUAGAGAGAGAAAUGGCUGCAGAAGAAGAAGAACAAUUGGUUCAGAUGGCCUUAGACCACGAGUACUCGAUUCAAAAUCCUUUGUGCAAAGAAUUUUCACUACCUGCUGACUUUACCUUUAAAAGUUUACCACCUUCACCUCUAUACCAAAGUCAAGGACGGCGGUUUUCUUUCAACUCUUGGAGCGGUAGGAUGACGGAACCCACUAUCGUGCCGUCACAGAGGAGACGUCAGACCGUCCAGGAGUCGAACAUGCUCGUUCCUCCGGCACUCAUGCCAAAUUUCAUGAUUCCUCAUUUUGAAUCCAGAAACCGGAAGUCGUCCCUGAGCGCGCAACCACGGAACGAUGUCACUCGUAGGGACAGCAUCCGGAGUUCCGGUUCGCAGCGACCGGCGACGGAUCAACUGGACGCCUCUGGUCAACAGCAAAAGCAACAUUUGCAACAGUUGACGGACUGGCAGUCGUCGGCGAACCAGGUGAAGCUACAGGCCAGGUGCGUCUCGGAAGCGAUCGCCGGCGGUCAAGCAACCGGAAGCGAGAGCAGACGCUCGAAUCGCGGAGACCCGGCGGCAGCGGCCAAGAACAAUAACGGCACCUCCGCUACCGCGUUGCUGACCGUACCGGUGGCGUCCAAUCAGAAUGCGCUGGCUCCUCCGCCGCCGACUCCGCCGCCAUCGCUGUCCCGGUCGUACGUCACACUGGCCAUACCUGAAGAGUGCGCCGUCGACGUGCCGCUAUUGCGAUCCCGUUUUCCGGUGGCCAGGCGACCGGAAGACCCGACCUCGUCCGGUGUGACCGCCGCUGACAGUCCGGUCAACACGCUCGACGUGCGGAUCGAGGCAAGCGUCAAGAGAAAGAAAUGAAUAGCUUUUCUGCCGACACUAUCGAUAUAAUGAUACUGUUAUUAUCAUUACCAUUUUUAUUAUUACUAUUAUUAUUAUUAUUAUUAUUACAAUUAUUGUUAUCAUCGUCGUCCUCGUUAUCGUUAUCAUCGUUGUCGUCGUCAUUAUUAAUAUUAUCAUAACUACGAAAUUCGCAUAUCCCGCGGUGUAAACUAUCAUUAUUUUUGCAAUUUUAUCAUUUUAUCGCGUAUAUACAGAACACUCCACUCGAGACCGCAUACUCUUUGUCAGGAAGAAACGUGUCCGCUAUGAAGAAUAACUUAUCGUCAAAAGUAUUUCGGAGUAGCGUAUCGCUAAUAUACAACGCUUUAGUAAAUAUAAUAUAUAUCUAUGAUCGGGCGUUAUCAGUUGCGUCGAAUACUUUAGACUACCCGUAGAUGCCUAUCUAUUUUUAACGCCAGUAAAUAUAAUACGAUAAAUUAAAAAUAAACUAUAGCAAAAUAUGGCACGGUAAAUAAUAAAUAAAUCAAAGGAAAAUCGAAUCAACGUGCAAUCAUAAAGUAAUGCAUUUCGCGUAAGCUAUAAAAAUAUUAUGACUUCACCUUAAAUUAAUAUACGUACGAGACCGCGAUGAAGACGUAUAACCCGUCAAUCAUUCAGUCCUUAAAGCUAUACGAAUCAUAAACAAACGUGGUCUUUGAGAUAACUAUAAUUUUUACAAAACUAGAAGGUCCGAAUUAAAACAUAUACCUAGUUUAAGUUUCACCUAAAGUCUAUGUGUUAACUUUUUUUUAUGCUGUUCAAUUUGUUUUUUACCCAAAACGUUUUUCUUUGGCACAAAUUAUGUACAUAAAAAUACUCUAGCAGUCGAUGGUGCCUGUGAAACGUGAUUUUUACGAGGCGUUUGUUAAAAGUUGCCAUCACGCACCGGUCCGUCGAGUAUAGUUCACGUCUUCGGGACGUGUCUAUAAUACGUAAUGAUACUACGAGUAUACAUAUUGUAUUUCACACCUAUUCUGAUAGUUUCUCGUCAUCACGAAUAAAUUGUAUAUAUAUAUUAUAUUAUUUUCUAAUUUAUUAUAAUUUAUAAUAUCUUUAUCGACUUAAAACCCAUUUUAGUUGUAUUCCCUUAAUUCACAUAAUAAAUAUACUA